CCUCUUCCCCCAGCUGCUACUUGCCUUUCUGGGCCUUCCUGUGGCCCGUUGCUCUCCCUCAUUCCCCCUCCCGGUCCCAUCUCUGUUCAGUCCCCACACCUGGUCUGGCUGUUCGUUCUUUCCCUUUCUGCAGCUCAAGGCUCCCCAGUCUGCAGUCUACGGCGAGGCACAGGCCAGCCCAGCUCCACGAGGACUGAACAAGGUGCUGUCCCACCACCACCAUGCCGGAAGUCGAGAGAAAACCCAAGAUCACUGCCUCCCGCAAACUCUUGCUGAAGAGCCUGAUGCUGGCCAAGGCCAAAGAAUGCUGGGAGCAGGAGCAUGAGGAGCGCGAGGCUGAGAAAGUGCGCUACCUGGCAGAGCGCAUCCCCACACUGCAGACGCGUGGCCUGUCCCUCAGUGCCCUGCAGGACCUGUGCCGGGAGCUGCAUGCCAAGGUAGAGGUGGUGGAUGAGGAGCGAUACGACAUUGAGGCUAAAUGUCUCCACAACACCAGGGAGAUUAAGGACCUGAAGCUGAAGGUGAUGGACCUCCGUGGGAAGUUCAAGCGCCCACCCCUGCGUCGGGUCCGUGUCUCAGCUGACGCCAUGCUCCGGGCCCUGCUGGGUUCCAAGCACAAGGUGUCCAUGGAUCUGCGGGCCAACCUCAAGUCUGUGAAGAAGGAAGACACAGAGAAGGAGCGGCCUGUGGAGGUGGGUGACUGGAGGAAGAAUGUGGAGGCCAUGUCUGGCAUGGAAGGCCGGAAGAAGAUGUUUGAUGCUGCCAAGUCUCCGACCUCACAAUAGAGGCCAGCUUGCUGUGCUGCGCUCUGAGCUCCUGCUUCAUGCUUCUUCUCCAGCCCAGCUCACUCACUUCUCUGCCGGUGUCUGGAGCAUCCCUUCCCACUUCCCCCCUCACUUCUUCCCUCCAGCCUGCAUUCCCUCCUCUGGAACUGGGAUUAAACAGAUAUCCAAGAGGCAGGACAAACUCGAGUGUCUGAAGACAUCACCCCGGCAGGGUGGGCUCCCACCCAUCCAUGAGGCACUUGGGGCUUCCCAGCUACCCUGUGGUGUAACAGGUGGAGGAGGAGGAGGGAGUGAGAGCACCUUUCCUCUGGCCCUGUGCCACACCCCUUCUAUGUGUGUACAGUGUCCACAGGCAUCUUCAUUAAAAACCCAGUUUCCUGGUCAUUUCUGCA
Molecule: messenger RNA, 1177 nt
Organism: Piliocolobus tephrosceles (Ugandan red Colobus)
Lineage: Eukaryota; Metazoa; Chordata; Mammalia; Primates; Cercopithecidae
Gene: TNNI1
Product: troponin I1, slow skeletal type
Exons: 10
Coding region: 222-785 (187 amino acids)
Biological process (GO): skeletal muscle contraction; cardiac muscle contraction
Cellular component (GO): troponin complex
Source: RefSeq, a predicted model, not a curated record